Molecule: messenger RNA, 885 nt
Organism: Neohortaea acidophila
Lineage: Eukaryota; Fungi; Ascomycota; Dothideomycetes; Mycosphaerellales; Teratosphaeriaceae
Product: ThiJ/PfpI domain-containing protein
Exons: 1
Coding region: 1-885 (294 amino acids)
Molecular function (GO): protein deglycase activity
Source: RefSeq, a predicted model, not a curated record
AUGUCCAAACCGGCCGAAGAUCGUGCUCCGGUCGCAGAUCAGGCAGAAUCGGACGCCUGGUUUCCAUCCCCCUACUCGCUCACGCAAUAUGUCGCGCCCAAGACGGACUUCGAUGGCGCGGAUUAUCCCAAUGCCUACAAGGGCGGGAAGUGGAGGAUUCUCCUCAUCGCCACGCAAGAGCGCUACCUGCGAAUGGCUGGCGGCGAGUUCUUCUCCACCGGCAACCAUCCCGUCGAGAUGCUUCUUCCCCUGCUGCAUCUCGAUGCCGCUGGUUUCGCCAUCGACAUUGCCACCAUCUCUGGCGAUCCUGUCAAGUUGGAAAUGUGGGCGAUGCCCGCCGAGGAUGAAGCGGUCAAGGGAGUCUUCGAGAAGUACAAAGAGAAGUUGCGUAAACCUCUGAACCUGCAGACCGUGUGGGGAGAGGGUUUCAAACGAGAUACCCCUUAUAUCGGCGUCUUCAUCCCCGGUGGACACGGCGUGCUGAACGAUGUGCCAUUCUCCGAGACCGUCGGCAAAAUCCUGCGUUGGGCCGAUGCCAACGACCGCUAUUACAUUUCUCUCUGCCAUGGGCCGGCGAGCAUGCUUGCCGCCAAAGUGGGCGCGGGCGAGGGAAGCAAGUUCAUCUACGACGGCUACAAGGUCGCCGUCUUCCCCGACUCGCUCGACACCGGUGCAAAUAUCGACAUUGGCUACAUUCCCGGCAAGAUGCCGUGGCUGGUGGGAGAGGAGCUUCGGAAAUUGGGCAUCAUUCCCGUCAACAAGGGCAUUACGGGUGAGACGCACCGGGAUCGGUAUGUCAUUACCGGCGACUCGCCUUUGGCAUCCAACAAUCUGGGCAAGCUCGCUGCAACAACUCUCCUGGAUGACCUUGCCAAUCGCGCUUGA